AACCUUUUGACUCUGGAACACUUUAGUGGAUAUUUUUACUUAUUUGUUUAACCAGAUGAGUCGAUUGAAAACUCUUUUACAAUGACGAAAUGGCCAAGAGGCAGCAGCAACAGAUGGACAAACAAGCAAGAUAAAAAUAAGCUUAAAACAGUUUAACAUAACGACUGUUCUGAUAUAUAAUAUGUACACGCCAUCAAAACAGACUUAAAACAGUCUUUAAGCACUCAGAGGCAGGCACAUUGAUCAGAAACUAUUGAUCAUAAUGGAUUGUUGAAGGUAGAUAAAGGGAAGUAUGGUGGGGAGUUUCAGUGAUAUUUGCAGCUCAUUCCAGUUGGAAGCAGCAACCUGAAGGCAGGUGUAGGCUUUGGGAAUAAUCACAGGGAUUAAGAUACUGGAUCGUAAAUUGCAUUGGUUGUUGGAAAUGGUGAAGCUGUCAAAGAACAAAUCCACCGUGACACCAUGUUAGUGCAACUCUUCAGGUUUCAUGGCCUGCUGGUGGCCUCUCACCCCUGGGAGGUGAUCGUGGGAACCCUGGCUGUCACCAUCUGCCUCAUGUCUAUGAACACGUUAGCAACUAGCAACCAGAUGUGCAGCUGGAACAACUGUCCUAAAGUGGAAGAGGAAGUCCUGACUAGUGACGUCAUCAUUCUGACGGUGACGCGCUGCAUGGCCAUUAUUUACAUCUACUUCCAGUUCAAGAACCUUCUACAGCUGGGAUCCAAAUAUAUUCUGGGAAUUGCAGGGCUUUUCACAGUGUUCUCCAGCUUUGUUUUCAGUUCAGUGGUCAUUCACUUCUUUGGGAAAGAACUAACUGGCCUAAAUGAAGCUCUGCCCUUCUUCCUCCUGCUCAUUGACCUGUCCAAAGCAUGCACGCUGGCUAAAUUUGCCCUCAGCUCAAACUCUCAGGAGGAGGUGAGGGAGAACAUCUCACAGGGCAUGGCCAUCCUGGGCCCCACGUUCACUCUGGAUGCUCUGGUCGAGUGCCUCGUUAUUGGAGUCGGCACCAUGUCGGGUGUUCCUCAGUUGGAGAUCAUGUGCUGCUUUGGCUGCAUGUCCGUUCUGGCCAAUUACUUUGUCUUUAUGACGUUCUUUCCUGCGUGCGUGUCCCUGGUCCUGGAGCUUUCCAGGGAAAGUCGUGAAGGGCGUCCGAUCUGGCAGCUGAGCCACUUGGCUCAUGUCCUGGCUGAAGAGGAGGAUAACAAGCCUAAUCCUGUGACCCAAAGGGUUAAAAUCAUUAUGUCUCUUGGGUUGGCCUUGGUUCAUGCCCACACACGACUAACGGCUGAGAGUUCAGGUGGGAACCACACGGCGGAGGGACCCAUGGCUAAGAGAAUGGACUCGACCGGUACCAUGUGGCCUGUGAAGCUCAGCAGCUUGGAGCUGGAACACGUGAUCACCCUGAGCCUAGCCCUGCUUCUCGCUGUCAAGUACGUCCUCUUUGAGCAGGCGGAGGCAGAGUCCUCGUUGUCUCUCAGGAGUCCAAUUAACGUCUCGUCUGUGAAGCAAAAGUCCCGGGCAGCUGAGGACUGCUGCAGGAGGGACGUCUCGGCUGCAAAGCCCCAGAGGACGGCUGGUAGUGUCCUGACAACCGGCGCUGCGUCUGACCACAAACUUGUGCCUGAGGGUGAAACCACCAUCACAGCAGCGACAGAAACUCUGACGGUGGAAAACGACACGUGCUUUUCUCCAAGUUGCAAGUCAGAGCCUCGAUCUAUGGAAGAGUGUUUGGCCAUCCUCUCAGAUCCUCAGAGGGGUCCUCGGAUGCUUAGUGAUGCAGAGGUGAUGAUCCUCGUGACUUCCUCCAAGAUCCUGAACUACAAGCUGGAGGCGGUACUUGAGACUCCUGAGAGGGGUGUGGGCAUCAGGAGAGAGAUGCUAUCGGCUAAACUACCAGGAACCUCAGCGUUAGCCUGUCUGCCUUAUAAAGGCUAUGACUAUUCAAAGGUGAUGGGCACUUGCUGUGAGAACGUCAUCGGCUACAUGCCGGUGCCGGUGGGCGUGGCCGGCCCGCUUCUGUUGGACAACAAGCAGUUUUAUGUCCCGUUGGCCACAACAGAAGGUUGCCUGGUAGCCAGCACCAACCGAGGAUGCAGAGCGCUGUCUCUGAGUGGGGGUUGCAGCAGCAGGAUCCUAGCAGACAGGAUGACCAGGGGUCCUGUGGUGAGGCUGCCCUCGGCGUGCCGGGCGGCGGAGGUCAAACUCUGGCUCGAGACCUCGGAAGGAUUCAGCCUACUGAAAGAUGCUUUCGAUGAGACCAGCAGGUUUGCACGUCUGGAGAAGCUGUUGGUCUGUGUGGCGGGGAGGAACCUCUUCAUUCGCUUCCAGUCACAGACGGGUGAUGCCAUGGGUAUGAACAUGCUCUCAAAGGGAACCGAGAAGGCUCUGCAGCAACUCCAGCAGCAGCAUCCAGACGUAGAGGUGCUGUCGCUCAGCGGCAACUUCUGCACUGAUAAGAAGUCUGCUGCAGUGAACUGGAUACUGGGCCGGGGGAAGUCCGCUGUGUGUGAGGCCACUAUUCCCGGCAGGGUGGUCAGAGAGGUGCUGAAGAGCAGUACGGCUGCUCUGGUGGAUCUGAACAUCAGCAAGAACUUGGUGGGCUCUGCCAUGGCUGGCAGCGUCGGGGGCUUUAACGCUCAUGCUGCAAACGUCGUAGCAGCCAUCUACAUCGCCUGUGGACAGGAUCCAGCUCAGACCGUCGGGAGCUCCAGCUGCAUCACUCAGAUGGAGGCCACCGGUCCAAAUAGGGAGGAUUUAUACAUCAGUGUCACUAUGCCUUCGAUAGAACUGGGAACAGUGGGAGGAGGAACCAAUCUGCCCCCGCAGCAGGCCUGUCUACAGAUGCUCGGUGUUACGAUGCCCAACCAGCCAGGCGAGAAUGCCCGUCAGCUGGCUCGUGUCGUCUGUGCCACGGUUCUGGCAGGAGAGCUGUCUCUGAUGGCCGCUCUAGCUGCUGGACACCUCGUCAAGAGUCACAUGACUCACAACAGAUCUAAAACAAACCUGCCAGAGAUGGCUGUAUCUGAUUCCCAGGCGACUGCGUGACCUUAAAGCUGACCUCUGCUUGUGCUGCAUCACCUCCCACAGCUAAUAAACACAGCUGGACUCUGACCUGAUUUGUUACAGUUACAUUGUGCCAUCUGACAUGCCAAUACAGGUACUGAUCCUUUCCCCUAGCAGAGUUGUUAAUAAGUGUUGAGAAUAUGGUGCCUCUUUAGGGUCAAAAGCCAAACGCAAAGAGCUUGUUUAAUUAAAAAAAAAAAAGGAAAAAAGGUGACCAGAAAUCAGAUCUUGUAACGGGUUUAAUUUGUUUGCCAAAAGUCUGAGACUGUUGAUGUGAAUUAUUGUUGGUUUAGUUCCUGAAUGUGUUUUUCUCAGUAUUCAUGUUCUUGAGCCCCCCUCUAAACGGAGGCUGCUGUAUACUGUGUAUACUCUAGAAUGGCCAUGGUGGCUGCUCUUCUUGGUUUGGAUCAUGGUGCGGUAGCGUCACAUUCUGAUCUGCUUCAGGUUUUCAUUUGAAGUUAAAAAAAAAAAAGCUAAAAAAAUUUGAAGCUGUUUGAUAGGUAAGUAUUAGAAAGGCUUCUGAUCCCACUCAUCCUUGUAUGAUCUUCAGAAGUGACCUUAUGCGCAGUAUGUGAACAAGAUUUAUGGUAAAAUAUUCAAUUCAGAGGAUUUUCUUAAAUGCUUGUGCACCUAUUUAAAUAAACACUACCUUCCUA
This is a messenger RNA of Nothobranchius furzeri (turquoise killifish), 3716 nucleotides long. Its product is annotated as 3-hydroxy-3-methylglutaryl-coenzyme A reductase. Lineage: Eukaryota; Metazoa; Chordata; Actinopteri; Cyprinodontiformes; Nothobranchiidae. The record is from RefSeq and is a predicted model, not a curated record. Gene Ontology annotation, biological process: sterol biosynthetic process; isoprenoid biosynthetic process; coenzyme A metabolic process. Gene Ontology annotation, cellular component: peroxisomal membrane; endoplasmic reticulum membrane. Gene Ontology annotation, molecular function: protein binding; hydroxymethylglutaryl-CoA reductase (NADPH) activity; NADP binding.